AUGUCUGAUUGUGGAUCAGAUGGUGCCGUUAAUGAAGAUGAAACUUCAGGUUCCGGUUCCGGUUCGGGCUCAGGUGAUCAGGUAGCACAGGUAGGAGAUUCUGGAGGCUUUGCAGAUUUAUCAGAGCUUCCUGUGGAGGUGAGUGAGAGGAGACCGACCUGCUCACGAUGCUGUCGCCCGUUGAAGGUUUGCUUGUGCCCGUUUCUACCCGCCGAGCCGCUGGACGUCUCUACCUGCCUGUACAUCGUUCAGCAUCCUGCAGAGGAGAGUCGAGUGCUCCGUACGGUUCCUCUCCUCGCCGCCUGCCUACCUAAAGGCAAAUGCAAAGUUCUGAUUGGAAGGCGAUUUAACGAGGACAGACACCCGGAGAUCGCGGCGGUGUGCAGGGACAGACGCACCCUGGUCCUGUACCCCGGACCCGACGCCGUGAACCUGGAGGAUCUGGAGACGGACUUCACCGAGACGCCACACAACGUUAUCAUCAUAGACGGCACGUGGAGCCAAGCCAAGGACAUGUUCCUCAGGAACACACUCUUCCAUUUACCCAAACAGGUGCAGCUGAACAGCGCCCCCUCCAGUCAGUACGUGAUCCGCACCCAGCCCACCAACAUGUGCCUGUCCACUCUGGAAUGUGCUGCUGUGACUCUGUCCAUCAUGGAGAAGAACCAAGCCAUACAAGAGGUGCUGCUGAGGCCGCUGCGAGCUCUGUGUUCCUUCCAGCUGCAGCACGGCGCUCAGGUCCAUCACAGUAAAGAACAUCUGCUGAAGAACGGCCUGUACGACAAACCCCUGCCCAAAAACAAGCGCAAGAUCAAGAGGAUGCAGAAACUCAUCACCAACCAGGACGCCUGAGACUCUCACAGCUUCACCACACCGAACGCCUACUGACCCCCGUCCAGAGCUCCGGGUUUUAUUUCCAAAGUGGUUCUUACUGUAGUUCCUGGCCUACAAUCCAAAAAUCCUUAUUUUAUUCAGCGCUUUGAUCCACCGAUGUUCUGGUUUCUGUCUCCAGUGAACAGAGAGAAUUCUUCUCUAACACUAUAAUAUUUAUUUCCUCUUCAUUAUUUUCAUCUUAUCAGUCAUCGUUUACAAGCAGGUUCCUCUCAGCCUCCCGAACCGCAUCCUGCCUGCUACAUUCGGAGUGCACUAAUUAGUCUGUUUAGUGCAGCAGUGUGCGAUUUGGGACGCAGCCCAUCUCGACUGCAUCGUUCGUCUGAUCUCCAGCUUUGUGAGGCGCGACUGACUGACAAAAUUCGAACUGGUUUCAUUCGCAGCCGAAAUCUUUCGUUCGGUUCUCCAGUCGUUCCCACUGGAGACGAGUUUGACUCGGCCAGACGAUUAGAACAGACACUUCGUUUCACUUCUUUUGUUGUGUUAUUUAUUCCUUUUUUAAACGUUUCCCCUUUAUUUCCACCCGGUCCAUUCAUCUCCACCUGGAGCUUAUUCCUCUCCCAUCAUAAGUCGUCACGCGUGCAGCCACGAGUCGCUUCUUUUCACCUGCUAGGAGCAGAGAGCCACGCACUGCCAUCCGUACAGUGUAUUCGUCCGUGAGCUGUUUUGACAUCAGACGAUCUCGAACAAUCUGCUCUGAUCUUCUAAUACUGUGACUUUAAUAAUUCUCAUUAUUAUUAUUAUUAUUAUUAUUAUUAUUAUUACACAGACGUUACAAAAGACUGAUUGUAAUUUUAAACUUCUAGACUGGAAUUUUAUUUUUGCUGGUACUUUUACUGGAAUAAAUUAUUUUAUAA
Messenger RNA from Trichomycterus rosablanca, 1748 nucleotides. RefSeq names its product DTW domain containing 2 (gene dtwd2). Lineage: Eukaryota; Metazoa; Chordata; Actinopteri; Siluriformes; Trichomycteridae. Bases 1 to 852 code for a protein of 283 amino acids. The transcript has 6 exons. The record is from RefSeq and is a predicted model, not a curated record.